Molecule: messenger RNA, 1711 nt
Organism: Cololabis saira (Pacific saury)
Lineage: Eukaryota; Metazoa; Chordata; Actinopteri; Beloniformes; Belonidae
Gene: alkal2b
Product: ALK and LTK ligand 2b
Exons: 6
Coding region: 660-1082 (140 amino acids)
Biological process (GO): positive regulation of ERK1 and ERK2 cascade; positive regulation of ERK5 cascade
Molecular function (GO): receptor tyrosine kinase binding; receptor signaling protein tyrosine kinase activator activity
Source: RefSeq, a predicted model, not a curated record
CGCACCUCCUCCUCCUUAUUUCCGUGAUCUGACAGAUUCGCGUGUGAUCAGACCGGGGACGGAGGAGAAACAGCAGCAGCAGCAGCUGGAUCAGGAUCAGGGCGCACAGACCUCACACACCCGACCAUCCCCACCAUCCCGACCCGCAGGGCUCCAGGCUUCCCAGGGCUGCGAUGCCGGCCGGCGGGCUGCGGGCUGAGGGACCGACAUGGUGAUGAGGGGGCCCCGUGCAGCGGACUAAGAUGACACCGGGACCCGGUGUUCGGCACGUGGCUCGGAUCCAGACUAACCCGGGAUAAUACAAAAAAAAGUGAAAGUCAAAGAGACUAUAGUAGAGGGAGCGCGGAGUUCCCGUCUGCACCCGGACGGGCCGGGAGGGAGUGUCCGGGAGCGGAGCGCGCUGCGCCGGGGGACCGGAGCGCGCAGCCCCGGGCGCACGGAGUGGAGUCCCGGGGGGCGGAGAACAGACUCCCGGGACCAGAGAACAAGACUCCCGGGGAGCAGAAAAGCGUAGCCCCGGGACCAGGGGAACAGAGUCCCGGGAGCAGAGAGAGGACAGAGCCCCGGGACCAGCGCGCGGAGUCCCGGCACCAGCGCGCCGGAGCGCCGGGAGGAAGAGGCGCGCAGAGCCGCGCACAGGAGAGGAGAGGUCUGCAGAGAUGCUCCCUCCUCGGCUCCCGGUCCUGUCAGCGCUGCUCCUCCUGCUGGCGGCCGUGGUCCGCUGCGCCGCCGCGCCCCGGCUCAGGGGCUCCGGGGUCCGGGCCGGGGGCUCGGCCGAGGGCCCCAGCCUGAUGGAGAUGGUCGGCCGGCACCAACGGAUGCUGGCGGGGCCCAGCGGACGCGGGACGAAGACUGGGGAGGCCAGGUCGCACCACGGAUCGGAGGGUCACCCCAGAGAUCCACAACACAAGGCAAAGUUCAUCAUGCACCUGACAGGUCCUCUCUACUUCAACCCGAAGUGCCGGAAGCAGUUCCACAGACUGUACCACAGCAGCCGGGACUGCACGGACCCGACCUAUUAUAAAAGAUGUGCUCGUCUGCUGACUCAACUGGCCAGGAGCCCUCGUUGUGUGGAGAGAUAGACGCACCCCGGUAAAGACGACUCUGGACAGGAAGUUGUGUUUGGAACCCAGCGAUGACCGUCCUGUCGGAGGAGCAGCAGAAUCUCUCCCAGGAUGUGGAGGCUCUCCUCCCAUCAGACUCUUUAUAUCCAACAGCCAACAACUUUCUGAAGACUUGCGGCACAUUUGGAUGUAAUCCUGACUUCUGCUGGACUGAUCUGACAAAGCAAGUGUCUUGAUUUUGCAUUCGCCGACUCAUCUGGCCUGUUUUUUUGGACUCACUUGGACUAACGUAGUCCUGGACCUCCGUCCUUUCCUGUGCUCAGUAGCUCGUCAUGAACAGUUAGUUUGCAUGUGUCCUCUGAGCUGGAAUGGACCCACAUGGACGCUGCAACACCACCGGUGCCCAGCAGGGGUAACUGGACCUCACUGCUCCAGAACCAAACCUGAGAACACGUUUAUACUCGUUGCUAUGUGGACGACAGACCACCGACUUUAUUUCCUGUGCCCCUCAAGUCCACCCUGAGCAGAUGAUGUCAAACAUGCAUUUAAAGGUACAUUAUAAUCGUAUAUAUUCCAGUAUAUUUAUAUUGUUGAAGUGGCCCCCCAGUCUGCAAUAUGUACAUACGGAAGGUAAUAAAGACGCAUAU